Molecule: messenger RNA, 798 nt
Organism: Papaver somniferum (opium poppy)
Lineage: Eukaryota; Viridiplantae; Streptophyta; Magnoliopsida; Ranunculales; Papaveraceae
Exons: 3
Coding region: 1-798 (265 amino acids)
Source: RefSeq, a predicted model, not a curated record
AUGCGUGUACUCUUCUGGAACAUUAAUGGGGUUGCGAAGUUGGAUGAAUGUGUUAAAUUACGUGAGUUAGUUAAAGAUCAUAAGCCUGAGGUGAUACGCAGAGGACUUUGGCAGCAACUUAACUUGUUUGAAACUAGUCCUUGGCUAAUUAUUGGGGACUUCAACUGCGUUCUUCGUAAUGAUGAAAAUAAAGGAGGUAAUGAACCAAGGACUUCUUGUAUUAAUGAAUUCUCGGACUGGAUGGAGGACAAUAAUCUGUUUGAAGCUGAUUCUUUGGGUAGUCGUCUUACUUGGUCUAAUGGCCAAUCCGGUAUCCAUAGAAUUAUAAGUAAAUUGGAUCGUGUUGUUAUUAAUGAUGCAUGGCUAACGAAGUUGAAACAAGCUCAAUUGCAUAUGGAGGUAUCUUUGAGAAAUUCUGAUGAAGAUCCUUCGGAUGUGGAAAAAUUCAAUAUGGUGAAGGAUGCAACUAUCAAGGUUCAAGAUAUUCGGAUGCAGCAAAAUAUUAUGUUAAAACAAAAGUCUCGUAAUAAAUGGUUGUUGGAGGGUUCUAGUAAUUCUUCUUUUUUCCAUAAUAGCAUUCAGACUAGGAGGAGUCACAAUACUAUUUCUGAGCUUGUUGCGGAGGAUGGUACUAUUAUUUCUGAGGCUGUCCAACUUAGAGAUCACGUAGUUUCAUACUAUGAAUCUAAGUUUAAUGGUGAUGAUUUUCCUAUUGAGGAUGCGCUGUUUAAUUAUGAUCACACGUCCAUUACUGCUGAGGAGAGUGUGCGUAUGGAUUUAGUGCCUUCUUUUGAAUAA